UCGUCGUCGCCAUAACUUGCACCGGGUAGUGAUAUCUUAGCAAAUUUGGUUUCAACAUAGCAGGUCUCCAGCUGUGGCAAGAUCACAUUUAAUAAUGUGACUUGUUACGAGUAGACCCUCUCAGGAUUCGAUUUCUACGAAAAAUAAAUCAAGAUGCCAUCAAGUCCGUCCACUUGCUCUCAUGUGAGAGGGAUUGGUGACAUUCACUGGGAAGAGUUGAGAGCCAAACAGAAAGCAAAACAUGAUCAAGAGUGUCACUCUUGUAGUGUGAAAGGCUCGAACUUGUGGCUGUGUAUCAUUGGACAAUGUCAGUAUGUCGGAUGUGGGGAGCUCGUCAAGGAUCACAGCUCACUCCAUUCCUCAGAGACGAGCCACACACUGUCCAUCAACCUGACAACGCUUCGUAUUUGGUGCAGCUUCUGUGAGUGUGAGGUGUUCCCUGACAACAACAACCCACCUUUUGUGAUCCCAGAGAAUGCCCAGGCUAUGAGUAGCUCGAUGAGCUGUGGCAACAGGUCUGACAUCUCCAAUGACAGCUCACCUCAGAGGAGUGUCUCAGGACUUGAUGAUUCCGAAUCUGACAUGGAUGAUGAAAAUGGUAGACCAAGAGGUUUAACUGGUCUCCAGAAUCUGGGCAACACCUGCUAUAUGAAUGCGGCUCUUCAAGCCCUCUCCAACUGUCCACCCCUGACACGCUAUUUCCUGGACUGUCCGGGAUUUGUCCGGCCAGAGAGGAGCCCCAUGCUGUCUCGUGGCUAUCACAGACUUGUAUCGGAACUCUGGCACAAGAAGAGACAGGGCUAUGUAGUCCCCAGUAGUGUAGUCAGUGGGAUGAAACAUGUUCAUCCUAUGUUCAGGGGCUACACACAACAGGAUACUCAAGAAUUCCUACGCUGCUACAUGGAUCAACUCCAUGAAGAGCUGAAACAGCCAAUCAUUGAGGACUCCGACAGUGAUGACCUCGCAAAAGAAGUCAUCGUAAGCCAGGUGGAUCUUAACUCGCAUGAUCGACAGAAUUCCAUUGAUUCCAGCAGUAGCCAAUCGGAAUGUGAAUACGAGACAUGUGACUCAGGCCUGAGUAGUGAAAAGAGUUCCGUGGAGCAUAGUUUCUCCAGUGAUGAGAACAGUGACGUUAACGAACAGACGAAACUCAACCCUCGGUCGAGAGAACGAAGAUCGACUGUGAAGUCAGGUUGUUACGAUAAUGUGGACGAUCACGUGGCUAACACAAAGGAAAUGAAGGAGACGGCUAACUUGUUGUCGAAACAGAGUCUGGAUCAUGUCAGUGUUAAACAUGGACCAUCUGGUGAUCAUUUGAGGAAAAGUGAUUCAACAGAGUUUGUGGAUGCAGUGUCGGAUUUGGGGUCAUCUGCUGUAAGUCAGAGGUCGAAGCUGUCUUUACCGAGCACGACGAUAACAUCGCAGUCAACAGCAACAGAGACAUCGGCACCGAUACAGCAAGCACUGCACAAAUCAACCAGUACAAAGUCACUGAAUAGUGGGAGAGUUUCAAAGAAGAAUGUUCUCCAUCGUAGCGUUAUCUCCGACAUAUUUGAUGGCAAGAUUCUCAGCUCUGUCAUGUGCCUCAUGUGUGAGCGGGUGUCUACAACCAAGGAGACAUUCCAAGACUUAAGUCUGCCGAUUCCAAGCAAGGAUCACCUGCAUGUCUUGCAUUCUAGCCAGGCUGUGGGGCCAGGGUCAGGGGUCGUCAAGGGCGGGGCAUGUGGAGAGGUCAACCAGGGCUGGAUCUCAAUGAUGUUUAAUUGGAUGAAGAGCUGGUUCGUGGGUCCGACCAUAUCUCUCCAGGACUGUUUGGCAGCCUUCUUUUCAGCUGAUGAGCUCAAGGGGGACAAUAUGUACAGCUGUGAGAAGUGCAAGAAAUUGAGGAAUGGUUUGAAGUAUUCCAAAGUAUUAGAAUUACCAGAGGUGGUGUGUAUUCACUUGAAGCGUUUCCGCCAUGAAUUCUACUCCUCUAAGAUCUCUACGUAUGUCACUUUUCCGUUGGAUGGCCUCGACAUGAAGCCCUACCUCCACAAAGAUUGCAAGUCUGAAGUGACCAGCUACAACCUGGUGGCCGUCAUCUGUCAUCAUGGAACAGCUGGAGGUGGUCACUACACUGCCUACUGCCUGAACUACGUCAAUGAGCAGUGGUAUGAGUUUGAUGACCAGUACGUGACCGAGGUGGACGUUCAACAGGUGGUCAACUGUGAGGCUUACGUGCUCUUCUACAGGAAACAGAAUGACAAGAUGCACAGUCUGAGGCAGGAAGCCAUGGAGCUGAUGGAGGCAAAAGAGCCAAGUCUCAUGCAGUUCUUUGUGUCACGUCAGUGGAUCAACAAAUUCAACACGUUUGCCGAGCCAGGCCCAAUCACAAACCGUGACUUCCUCUGUCGGCAUGGAGGGGUUCCUCCAGGGAAGACCAACCAUGUGGAGGAGUUGGCCCAGCCCCUCAACCAAGCUGUGUGGGAGUUCCUCUACAACAGGUUUGGAGGAGGGCCUGUGUGUAACUAUCUGUAUGCCUGCCAGACAUGCCAGCGAGAACUGGAACAGCUGCGGUACCGACAGAAGACCGAGAUGGAGACAUUCAUACAGCAACCCAUGCUUGUUGUAUACAAGAACGGUCAACAUCAGCUGAAGCAGUCCUCUCCAGACCAUGGUCAGUUGUCCAAGGAGAUGUGGCACUACCUCCACAACAUCUAUAAUCUAACAUGGAGUGGACCAGAGCUCUUUUUCAUCAAACCCUCCAGAUGA
Messenger RNA from Haliotis rubra (blacklip abalone), 2751 nucleotides. Its product is annotated as ubiquitin carboxyl-terminal hydrolase 20-like. The coding region runs from base 154 to 2751 and encodes 865 amino acids. Gene Ontology annotation, molecular function: zinc ion binding; cysteine-type deubiquitinase activity. Gene Ontology annotation, biological process: protein deubiquitination. The transcript has 21 exons. The record is from RefSeq and is a predicted model, not a curated record. NCBI's taxonomy places the organism in Eukaryota, Metazoa, Mollusca, Gastropoda, Lepetellida, Haliotidae.